GCCGACAGAUGUCGCCAAAGUUGCUAGACAACAAUAAACAGUAUGGCGACUACCAUGUAGGGACAGGAGAUUUUAUGAGGGUGUUGGUAUUAGUUUCAACGGUUUAGGGGGAUUUUUAUUUUAGUGACGAUAAAAAACACAAACAUGCCGGAAAAUCUUCCACCAAUCGAUCGUGACAAUAACGAUCCAAAUGGGAAAUUCAAGGCAAGGAAUUGGCAGAAAAAGGAUGUAAAAAAGAUGCAUCCCCAACUAAGAAGUAAAUACCUGGCAUACGAGGAUCCAGCAAAGGAAAUAACAGAAGCCCAGAGUGUAACAAACAAAAGGCUGUUGGAUAGGAAACGCAAUGAAAUUAGGUUGAAUGCUCCGCUGCCGGACGAGGAGUACGAGGAGCGAGAGAAACACGCUAAGCUAAUUGGACAAUUGAAAGCCGCUGAAUCAAGAAAUAGAUUAAGGAUCAUGAGAUUACGGUACCAAUCAAAUAGGAGUCAAGAAAUCAGUCAUUUGAUUGCGUGUCAGCCCACAGCUGCCAGGGCUGUACGGUUACAGGCUUUGGUUCCCUCGUACGCUGAACGCCGACAAAGGAAGGACACUCUGGAUAAGUUAUCGAGGGAGCGCUGUGAAAGGUUGCUGGAAGAUUCUCAGGGAUUGCUCGUGAACAGAAUGCACUGAGUCCUUCAAUUAUUUUUGAGUAAUUUUCAUAUUAUUUCAUCAUCAUUUCAUUUACUGUAGGAUAAACUGACCAAUGAGAAUCAGAGUCACAUGUGACCCAGUAAAUAUUCGGAGAUGUAUGUAUAGUCAACUGGAAACACAAUAUAUCUGACAUAUUUAUAUAUCUUUCUAUUGAAAUUAUCUUUUUGUUCUGAUGAAAUAAGAUUUGUUUGAUCAUGUAGGUAAUUUUAGACACAAUGGUACUGGCUACACUUUUUGAAGUUGUACACUUCAGCAGAUUGCCUGUUGUUAAACAAAAAUAGAGUAGAUUAAGAUGGUAAUCAUGUAGAUUUUUGGGAGCAGGAAGGGGGGGGGGCAUGGUUUUAAUUGAUAUACAUAUUUGAAUUGUUUAAACAUGUUUGACAGUACGUUUUUAUGUAGAUCUACACAUAUUCACAACUGUUUAUACAUAGUGUGAUAUCAUUAAAAAUUUCUGAUUUAAUAUUUCAUUCACAUAUUUUGUUGUACAGUGCUUUUAUUUUUUUUUCAUCUAUAUGUAAUAUUUUGUAAAUAUCUUUGUAUAUAAGUUUGUGUAUACAAUUGUGUGCUGUCAGUUAUGUUUUGAUAUUUUCCGCAGUAUUGGAUGUUAUAUUUUGUAUCAUUUAGACAAUAUUUAUACAUAUACAUUGACCCUUUCUGUAAUUAAACAUGUUUUUAUAUACAUUAUAUAUACAACAUCCACAAAGAUUAUUUGUUCCUUUUUGCUUACAUUGUAACUCUAUUCUGUAGAUGCCAUGCCCAAAAACGUGCUAAACAAAAUUAAUUUCGUAGUUCUUGGCAAUUUUGAAAACUACAAACAAGGCUUAUCUAAUUCCGUGGUACAAACAAGCAGAAUUAUUUUACAAAAGUUUAUGCAAUUUUGAUCAAAUAUGAUGAUGGAGAUUUUUUUUAUGGAAAUCUGGCUGGAUUCAGGAGUUGCUUCCCUUAUUUCAUAUUGAGGGCUUCUGUAUGCCCUAUGUAUCUACCUGAAACCUAGAAGACAAAAACCUAACAUUCCUCUACAGUUACUGGACAUUGGUAAAGCUCUUAACUCCUGAAUUAUAAAUAAAAAGUCAGAAUAUUCAUUAAAUUAUAGAUAUUGGUAAGAAUACCAGCUUGUAUUACUGCUGUUAAUUGAAAGAAAUACAAUUCUUAAUCAACAAAACAUUUAUUUGUACAUGUAUGUAAAAAAAAAUCCUAGAAGUUUUCGAAAAGUAAAGGAAGUAUUAUAUAGAUCACCUUUAUAAGAAAAAUAUACCUGUUUCUCAUCCUCACUAGAAUUCCCAUCCCCCUUAACCCCACCAUUUCAUGUUUUCAAAAUGUUCAUACUUACUGUAGUUUAUAGAACCAUAUAUACAAAAGCUAAAUUUAACUUCAAAAUGAUCAGAUAUAUAGACCUGGGCCUGUAUUCAUUAAACCUUUCCUAUGCUCAAGCAUGAAGUCUGUGCUCAAGCCAACUUCGUUUCUAGUUACUUGCUUAUAUCAUGUUACAUGGUCCUAAAGGCAAGUGUAAACAUUGAAAACAGGAUUUGGCUUUACGUCUCUCAAAAUGCUUCCAUUACAUGGACAAAAUGUAAUUUUAUUAUUAAUUUAUGACAGUAAAAAGAUAUUGGACUUGCGCACAGAAACAGGGUUUGAGCAUGAGAACGGUUUCAUGAAUACGGGCCCAGUAUAUGUGAAUAGUCACUAAAUCCGUCCAGGAAUGCUGCAAUAUUAAUGAAAAUGAUUUCUUAAACUCCAAAGGGGACAUGCUAAACACCAGGCCCCAGUUACUUGAAGGUUGGUUAGAGUUAUACAACUGGUUAACUCAUUCACCCCUGAAAACACAUUUGAACCCUUCCAAUCCAAAGGUUGGAAUAGUUCAUUAUGAAAUUUCAGGGAUAAAUUAGUUUCAACUUAAAAAAAAAAUAAAAUUGUGUUACAACUUGAGUAAUCACAAAAGAGCAAGCUUAUGUUUUUGACACAUGCUUAUUUGUUUAAUACAUGUAUGUUGUAUUAAUUUCAACAUCAAAGCAAUUAAGUAAAACGAACUAGACAAAUUGGCAGCGACUUUAUGACAUUUACAGUUUACAUAAGGUAUUUCAGAAAUCAUUUUCACUUUUGGGGGGCUUGUGCAAAGACUGCAGGCCAUGGUGCAUAUAGGCUAAUUCUGUACAUAGUUAAAUAACACAGACGUCCCAUUUAGGACUUACCUGUGUAGAAAGUAGUCGAGAUUUGUAGCUAGAAUUAUAUAACCUUCCAUUGUUAUAUUAUUUACCUUGCUAUAUCUUACUAUAACAAAGUGAAUAUUUUAUAUGUGUAAUUUAAAGUACCCUACAUACAUGUACUGCAUACUUUCCAACCCUCCCUAUUUA
Mizuhopecten yessoensis (Yesso scallop) is the source of this 3041-nucleotide messenger RNA. Its product is annotated as protein LKAAEAR1-like. The transcript has 7 exons. NCBI's taxonomy places the organism in Eukaryota, Metazoa, Mollusca, Bivalvia, Pectinida, Pectinidae. The record is from RefSeq and is a predicted model, not a curated record. The coding region runs from base 145 to 669 and encodes 174 amino acids.